This is a messenger RNA of Phymastichus coffea, 2673 nucleotides long. RefSeq lists its product as uncharacterized. The transcript is spliced from 4 exons. NCBI's taxonomy places the organism in Eukaryota, Metazoa, Arthropoda, Insecta, Hymenoptera, Eulophidae. The record is from RefSeq and is a predicted model, not a curated record. Bases 1 to 2670 code for a protein of 889 amino acids.
AUGGAGAGUCGCGCCGAUGACGACGAUGAGGAUGUGUUUACCUGCAUCUGCCUAUUAGCCUUUAUAGGCCUUGGCAGUGGAACGGAGAUGGAGAAAGUCAUGCCAUCGCGAUUCGAGAUCGAGAGUUCGAUCAACCGGACGAUAGAGGAAGUGGAGAAGAUGGUAAGGGAAAAUCCCAGUUUGCCAAAUCUGAGUCGCAACGAUAUUGUCAACAUUUUAUACAACAUAACGACCAACGACAUGAUUUCUGCCGAACAUGAAGCUCUGAACGCUAUACAAAAAACAAGAGAAGAUUAUCAGCGUGCCCUGAUUGUAGUUUUACCAUACAAACCUGAAGAUUCUGGAGAAAAUCUGAAAGAAUUGUUUACGAAGCCUCCGUUGACUAAGAUGGUAGAAGAUGAAACGAGAAAAGAUUCUCAAAUUCAAACGGCUUACGAUUUCUUUGCUAAAAAUAAUACUCAGCAAUCAGAGAACCUUAUUGAAAAUAAACAUCAGCUGAUCAGUGCUCAUAUGAGAUUUGAUCAUGUCAAGGAAACAACAACUACAGAAAAUAUUAAUAAUCAGCGUUUUAGGCCAACGUCAGUUACUACGGAGGUACCCCAAAGAACGAAGUCUGAAUCGUCACCUCAAAAAUUUACAUUUAACUUCGAUGGUAUGGACCAGAGAGCUGAAGCGUCGCAUACAUCUGUUGCUACUAAACGACCCGUUUAUAAAGGAACUUUCUCGCGUUAUAGAACGAGCACGCAAAAACCACCGAAGCUUGAAAUUAUUACAAGUAUAACACCUAAACUAACGACAACUACAGAGUAUGUGUCGCAAACAACAACAACGAAAAAACCAGCUAACAAUAUUUUAUUGUCAAAUCAAUGGCGUUACAAUGCUCCACCGAAAUCGAGAACGACGUCAACGACGAUGAUACCAGAUGAUUCACCAUGGAAGCCGAUGUCAGCUAUGAACGGAUAUUUUGUUCCAACAAUCGAAAAUGUAGAACAAGCUGAUGAGCCCAAUUCUGAGGUCAUAUCAGUAGCAACUUUUCCCAGGGUAACUGCAGCUCCAACAGCUACAACAAAUCGUCCGAUUUCAAUAUUCGUAACGCCAAGCGCUUCGACAAAUAAAAAAUUAGUGAACGAUAAUGUUGAACCAGUUCCGGAUGUUUUCAAAUUGAUAACAGUUGAACCAACAACAAUGAGAGCAGAGGUCAUGCAAUUAUUGAAGUCGAUUGGCUUGCAACCAAUGAAGUUGACAUAUCCACAGAACGAUGCUAAAAUUAAUAACCAUAAAGAUAAUUUUAGCGAUCAAUUCGAUACACAUUUAGAUAGUGAUAAUCAACCUUUAAAGUACGAGACUGUAAAAGUAAACAUGCCGAAACCAACAACUGACAACUCGUUCACAGCACCAUCGGAUGUCAAAGCAGGAGUGAAGAAUUUAUCACCGGAUAUUCAAUUACUUUUUCAGCAAUUUGGAUUACAAUCAAAUAGACAACCGCAAGUAGUGAUGACAAGUACCACUAUUACAACUCCUAGGCCAACACGACCUCCAAGCACAAACUCUUAUACACACUUUAAGCCUCUGCCGACUACUCCUGUGAAGGAUCUAGAUUUUCGUAAUUUCCUUGCUAGAUUUGGAUUAGGACUUGAUGAUAGCCGCAAUCAAAAAGCCAUUCAGUCAAAGCAGAUUACUAAAAGGCCUUCCUUAAUAGACAUGGUUCCUGAAAAUAUGAAAAAAAUGUUAGAAAACAUCGGGCUUAUUAGGAAAACUCCAAAACCAGAAACAGAGAGGUCAAAGAGGUUCGAAGUUCAAACGCAAGUUCCAAAACUCGAGGAGAAAAUGACAGCUCCAAUCGAACAUAUCUUCAAACCUCAAGAAACCGAUAUGAAUAACGAGGAACAAAAUAAUAAAAUUAAGAAUCUUCUUCACACGGUUAAAAUGGUUCAAGAGGGCAAAGCUGGAGUGCAAGAUGUACAAAGGGUAGCGCAUGAUUUGCUACAGAGCACAAAAACUCUUGCCAACGGUCCGGAUCCACUAAAAUUAGAAGAAAUUUUAAGCAAUUACCGAAAUAGUUUAAAAAACGAAGUCAAGAGACAGCAGGAGCAGACAAGUACUAUGCGUGAUAAUACUGCAGAAGUGACAGAAAAAUCAGAUGAUAUAUCGUUGUCUUCGGUCGUUACAACUGAUUCAUCUGGAGCACUUUUGGAUUUCUCAGAAUCUUCUGCCAGCGAUGAUGAAUCAACAACGGCAAAAGGCGACCAGUCAUCUUCAUCGUCAAUGACUGACGGAAAAACAGAAAAGCCUAAUUUCUUUGAUUCUUUUGAUAUUACUAAAUACCUGAACAACGGUACUGCCAGCAGCACAAAAGCAGCUCCAUUAAGUUCCGGUUCGACGGAGAAGCCAAACUUUUUUGAUACUUUCAAUGUGAAUGACUAUAUUAACAACACCGAGGAUUCAGCGAAGAACAUAAAACCAAAUAUUGACGAUCUCGAGGAAUCUUUCGGCGGUAGCACACCCGAGCCAGACCCCAUGUUACCUACGAGGCCGAAGACGGGUCUCUACUUUUUAGUAGAUUGGAAUUCGUUUUUGGAAGUAGGCGCGGAUGAGAAAGAUAAAGUCAAUUUGAGAUUUUCACCGAAAGUUGGUGAUAAAACACGGUUUAUACCGGUCAAGAUCCCGUAGAAA